GCUCCUUUUAAUGCAAUAAAAGCGACUCCUCAGCAGCAGUCUUUGUGUCACUUUCAUCCAGAACGCACAAUAAACGAUUGACCACAAUGGCAAAACACAACAUUAGCCUUUUGGUUGCCAUAGUGCUGGGACUGAUCUUUUUCAUUAUCACUAUGGCAUUGACUGCUCUGGCAGCGCCGGGAAUAUAUCCAUUUUUGGCGUCCACUGGUAAUAUUUCAGAUGAGUUUGUAACCGAGAUCACACCAUCAGGAUGGACCUUCACUAUUUGGUCGAUCAUUUACAUCUUUUUGGCUUUAGUGGUGGUCUAUGUCCUCUCCGGCAUCUUUAGGAAGAAUGCCUACGGUUACGUCUACUGCAGCCCUGCUAUUUUGCCACAUGGAUUUUUUGUGACUUGGUGUGUGAAUCUGGCUCUCAACACGGCAUGGUUGUUCCUGUGGGACAGAAAGUUGAUGCCUGCAGCACUGGUUUUCCUCAUCCUCAUUGCCUCGACAAACUACCUCAUGAUAUUCUUCUCCUGCCAUUGCCUCAGCAUCUAUGGAGCCUGGCUCAACAAAUACCACAAAGUAGAUCUGUGGCUCCACCGUGUGUUGGUUCAGAAUGGUAUUGCCAUAUAUGCAACAUGGACGACCAUAGCAUCCCUAGUUAACCUGACCAUUGUGCUGACCCAUGAUGCAAACAUGUCACAGACGGACGCUGCCACAGUCUCACUCUCUAUUUUGACUGUAGUGUUGUUUGGGUGGUUUAUCCUGGAAAACGUUGUCCUCGACAAACACGUGAGGUACAUUCUCACCAUUUACCCCUUUGUGAUCUGGGCACUGACGGGGAUAUUCACCAAAAACUAUAACGCUGCAGCUCCAACGCGCAAUAACAUCUUCAUUGCUGCACUGUUGGCUAUAGCCUGUACCUUGUUUGUCAUGCGGGUAUUUUUGGUCGUGUGGAAGAACAUCAAACAGCCACUUUAUGAAGAUGCCAGCCCAGAGGUCAUGUCUCCAAUGGAGAUCGCUGAGAAGCAGAAGACGAUAUUUAAGUGAUGAUGCUGAAUGUAUAUUUUUGUGAUAAAUCUUUCUGUACUGAUGCAGUAUUGUUUCCACAUGAUAUGUAUUUCUUAAUGCUUUGUAUAUAUUGUAAUUAUCUACUUUUUACUUGGAGACACUAUAGAAGUGACAUGAACUGAUGUGAUGCUGAAGUCCAAUUUAAGUUGUCUUAUUAGCUGUCAAUACAUUGUGUUCUUCUGUUUUGUAUACUGUUAAAAAUAUGUAUUGUUUUCCCUUAGUUUUAUGCAUUUGUGGUAUAUAUGAGAUAAACAUUCACUGUGUAAAUGUAUUAUGAAGGCUUUUUCUGUAAUUGUUUUUUAUGCCGUGUGUGGAUUGUGUAACUCUUUAUAUAUAUAGUUUAUUGCAUAUGGCUUUAUCAUUUAGUCAUAUUUACUUUUCAGAUAGUCACUGUAUGAUUUUCGCUGCUUCACCAAGGAGAGGCCGCUUUGGGCGGUUCAUUCAUGAAUGGGUCCUAUCAUAUAAUUAUAUUCCGUUUGCUAAUUGAAGUUUGAACCUCCCCUAUUUAUAAAUGGACAUUUCUGCUGUUCUGAUUGCACUAACGGUGACAACUUCUAGCUUGUUUUUUGCAAUAAACAUGAAGACUAUUUAU
This is a messenger RNA of Dicentrarchus labrax (European seabass), 1644 nucleotides long. RefSeq lists its product as uncharacterized. The record is from RefSeq and is a predicted model, not a curated record. NCBI's taxonomy places the organism in Eukaryota, Metazoa, Chordata, Actinopteri, Moronidae. The transcript is spliced from 8 exons. Bases 87 to 1031 code for a protein of 314 amino acids.